CAAUCCAAUCAACUGCUGAAGGGGCGUAGUUGGGCAGUCCGGUGCUGCAGGCUGUGGGGCUGGUAGGGCUGGAGGAUGGCACUUGCGGCUGCUUGGCGCUCUGCUAAGUUCUGUUGGAAAGGAGAAGCACGGGUAGCGGCGCUAGCACAAGCCGGAAACAUAUCGAGGAAACGCAGAGAGAAUCCCGCGGAGCGCGGGCUAUUGCAGCACAGUGCAAGGAGCUGGUGCGUGCGAGCCGAGCCAUGGCUGUGGAGGAAGAAGGAAUACGGGUGUUCCAGAGUGUCAAGAUCAAAAUAGGUGAAGCAAAAAAUCUGCCAUCUUAUCCUGGGCCGAACAAGAUGCGAGACUGCUUCUGUACUGUAAACCUGGACCAGGAGGAGGUGUUCAGGACCAAGAUAGUCGAGAAAUCACUUUGCCCAUUCUAUGGAGAAGACUUUUACUGUGAGAUCCCUCGGAGCUUUCGCCAUCUAUCCUUUUACAUAUUUGACAGAGAUGUUUUCCGGAGGGAUUCAAUCAUGGGCAAAGUCUCAAUUUUAAAAGAAGAUCUGCAGCAGUACAAUAACAGGGACACUUGGUUCCAGGUUCAGCACGUGGAUGCUGAUUCAGAGGUUCAGGGGAAAGUACACCUGGAGCUGAGGCUAAGUGAAGUGAUUACUGACUCUGGAGUCAUCUGCCAUAAGCUUUUAGCACGUGUAUUGGAGUGUCAGGGCUUGCCAAUUGUGAAUGGUCAGUGUGAUCCAUAUGCUACAGUAACGUUAUUGGGACCAUCUCGGUCUGAAGCAAAAAAGACAAAGGUCAGGAAGAAGACUAACAACCCACAGUUUGAUGAGGUGUUUUAUUUUGAGGUAACAAAACCUUGCAGCUACAACAAGAAGUCUCAUUUUGAAAUUGAAGAAGAUGAUGUGGACAAGCUGGAGAUCAGAGUUGACUUAUGGAAUGCCAGUAAUCUAAAGUUUGGCGAUGAGUUUCUUGGCGAACUGAAGAUACCACUGAAGGUUUUACGGCAGUCUAGUUGUCAUGGAGCAUGGUACUUUCUUCAGCCCAGGGACAAUGGGAAGUCUGUAAAGCCAGAUGACCUGGGAUCUUUAAGGCUAAAUGUGGUUUAUACAGAGGAUCAUGUUUUCCCUAGUGAAUACUACAGCCCCCUUCGGGACCUUGUUUUAAAAUCGGGAGAUGUUGAGCCUGUGUCUGCAUCUGCUGCCCACGUGUUAGGUGAAGUGUGCAGAGAGAAACAGGAAGCUGCUAUACCUCUAGUCCGCCUGUUUUUGCAUUAUGGCAAGAUUGUGCCUUUCAUCAGCGCAAUUGCAAAUGCUGAAGUGAACAGAACACAAGAUCCGAACACAAUAUUCCGAGGAAACUCAUUAACCUCAAAGUGCAUCGAUGAGACAAUGAAAUUGGCAGGGAUGCAUUAUCUUCAAGUUACACUAAAACCGAUUAUAGACGAGAUCUGCGAGGCUCAUAAACCCUGUGAGAUAGAUCCGGUAAAGUUAAAAGACGGUGAAAAUUUUGAAAACAAUAAGGAAAACCUGAAAAAUUAUGUAGACCGGAUAUUUGAUGUCAUCACAAAAUCUGGUGUGAGCUGCCCCACCGUCAUGUGUGACAUUUUUUUCUCACUUAGAGAGUCAGCUGCCAAGCGAUUCCAAGGUGACCCAGAUGUUCGAUUCACAGCUGUGAGCAGCUUCAUUUUCCUCCGCUUCUUUGCACCUGCCAUCUUAUCCCCUAAUCUAUUCCAGCUCAGCCCUCAUCACCCAGACCCACAAACGUCUAGAACCUUAACUCUUAUCUCCAAGACUAUACAGACACUAGGAAGUUUAUCCAAAUCAAAAUCUGCAAGUUUCAAGGAGAAUUACAUGGCUGCUUUUUAUGAGAACUUUAAUGAACAGAAAUAUGCAGAUGCUGUAAAAAAUUUCCUUGAUCUGAUUUCAUCUUCUGGAAGAAGAGAUCACAAAAGAAUAGAGCAGCCAAUUCUACUUAAGGAAGGGUUUAUGAUCAAGAGGGCACAAGGGAGAAAACGAUUCGGGAUGAAAAAUUUUAAGAAACGAUGGUUUCGCCUUACCAACCAUGAAUUUACAUACCAAAAAAGUAAAGCAGGAGAUCACCCCUUGUGCAGUAUCCCCAUAGAAAACAUUUUGGCUGUUGAAAAAUUAGAGGAGGAAUCAUUCAAAAUGAAGAAUAUGUUCCAGGUUAUUCAACCAGUACGAACGCUGUACAUCCAAGCAAAUAAUUGUGUGGAAGCCAAGGACUGGAUAGACAUCCUCACUAAAGUUAGUCAGUGCAACAAGAAGCGCCUUACUGUUUACCACCCAUCAGCCUAUCUGAAUGCUCACUGGCUGUGCUGCAAGGCUACCUCAGAAAAUGCCCCUGGAUGCACUCCUUGCACAGGGGGCCUACCAGCAAAUAUACAGCUUGACAUAGAUGGAGACAGGGAGACAGAACGCAUUUAUUCUCUGUUUAACACCUACAUAUGCAAGCUAGAAAAAAUGCAAGAGGCUUGUGGAAGUAAGUCUGUAUAUGAUGGGCCUGAGCAGGAGGAAUAUAGCACGUUCCUAAUUGAUGAACCUCGAGAAACCUACAAGACCCUCUACCAGAUCAUAGAUGGAGUGAAAACAUUGGAACAGGAGCAUGCUCAGUACAAAAGGGAUAAGUUCAAAAAGACAAAGUAUGGAAGCCAGGAGCACCCCAUAGGCGACAAGAGCUUCCAAAGCUAUAUCAGGCAGCAGUCAGAGGUAUCUGCACAUUCCAUUUGAGCCAACGUAGGAUGCACUUGAAGGAUUAAAGCAGGAAAGAGGAAAUGUUUAAUCUCUGAAGAUGUUGGCAUAUGAACAGAGCAGAGAGUGCUUGAAUGCCUGGGCAAUGUUACCCAGUGCUUUGGACUUACGAGCAGAGACUUGCUGAGAUUUCAAUGUGUUUUGGGGACUGUUACAAUACUUGCUAUGCACUUUAUUCAUCUGAUAACAGAUGGCAGAACCUUUUUUUCGUUUGUUGUUAGCAUUUCCCUCUUUUCCUUAUGCUCGGUUCAGUGAACUGUGUCAUACAUGGACCUUUUGCUUUUUCUUCCUUAAAAUCACAUGCAUUCCUGGGGCUUAUAUACAGAAAGAAGUAAGGGGUUGCACAUGAGCUGUGCGUUUCUUAAAAUCCAUUUACAGCCUUAAUGCCUUCCCAAGGGGCAUUCAUUUAUCCUUGGCACCAUUUGCCAGUGUCCUGCCUAUUGAAUGCUCUGAAAUCUCAAGGAUUGUUUGUGGUUGUUCUGGCUUCACUUGAAAUAUUUCCUGUUGCUGAAAAGAGUAGAGGAGCAGAAAAGGCACUACCAGCGUUAUAUGGAGGUUAACACAGCAAUAAUCACUUUUGCAAAUUAACCUCCCAUGGACCAUGAAGCUGAGUCACAGAGAAUGUUUUGGUUCCCACAUCUAAUUAUUACAAAAAAUAUAUCAGGCAUCAGUGGAUGCUACCCCAACCAUUAUUUUCUUUGGUAAGUGCCAUUUAGCUAAAACUGAUACAGUUGCAUACACUUGAGGUAUGAAAUAAUUAUCCUUAGGACCUUAAAACUGGCCUUAAUGGUUAAUAUAUCUGUGGUUAUAAAGCAGGCCCUUGGCUGCCUGUCCAUCAACACCAGGAACAAAUGUGAUGGUGCCACCAGCUACCUUUGCUUUUACUGUUCUGCUUUAUUGUCCUUUGAGUGAUGGUACAAAAAUAACUACUGCUCUUCUCUCUGCACUUCCACUUUCUGUGCCAAACUGCUGCUUAGUGUUCUUAAUUUGUGUUUUAUUUCAGCCGAGCUACUGUAGUGUGACUUGCAUUGGGCAAAUUAAUCAGGUAGUUGCCCAUUUACUCAGAGGGCAGCUGAGCAAAGAACUGAAUACCAGAAAUUAAAAAUGAAUAGGAGAUGGCCCAAAAUUAAAGAUAAAUAAAUAAUAAGAAAUAAUAUGACAGUAUUAAAAAAAUAAGCUCACAAGUAAGCAACAAGAAAUAUGCUUUCUAAAUGGUAACUAAAUGCUAACUAAUGCUAUCUAAAUGGUAAUAACUACAUAAUGAAUAACAAGACUACAGAGUUAUGAAAAUGAGCAUUUCAACCAUAUUUGCCAGAAUAUCUAGGCCAGUAGUAAUGUGCGGGUCGAGAAAAACUUUACCUGUAACCGAGCCGACUUCUCCCCUCUAUUCAUAGACCUGCGCCCGGCCCGCAAUGUCAUCACAAAAGCGGCGCAUGCCUAUAAAUACAGAAGUCGGAAGAGGCAGCCGGCAGUGUAAGGUUUGGGCAGGGAGGGCAAGUGGAAGAGCUCAACCCAAACCCCCCCCCAACACCCACCAAAUGGUGUCCCGAGGUCGGUCCGAACCCGCGGGUAUCGGGUCAGCCUGCACAUCAUUAUGGGCCAGUGUUCACCUUAAAUCUCUUUCUUAAUGCCCUUCAGCUGUUAUCAGGGAAAGCCAGCGGGCAUUCCCUACAUAUCUUACCCUAACUGACCUUCAGGCUGAUUGCCCCAAAACCCUAGGGCUAGCGCCUCAGUUUGGUAACCACUGCUCUACAGCCUUUGUACUGUAUAUAUAAGUCAUUAUAUCAUAUAGUUUCAAGGGAUGCCUAAAAUGCACCCGGACCAAAAGUCACUUAUUGGGGUACACAAAAAGCAACCACUUGUUUUUGCAUCAUUAUCUAGCAAUAUUUUGAAUGGCAGACUUUUGUGUAGCUGGUUAUUUCAAGAUUAUAUUUUAGCACUGCCCUACUUAACCUAAUCUUAAUCCAGAAGAGCAGUAAAGGACAAGUAAGAGACCAUCUAAACAUUGUUGAACUACACUCCCAGGUACCAGCCAACACUCUUUCAACUACUUUAGGCCUUGCCCCAUUUUGUAGAGUUCUGUAUUUUCUUCUUCAGUGUUACAUGUUUUAACUGUCUCUUCAGAGAUGUUUUGCCAACGUGGAUGUUAAUAUUUGCUCAUUUACUGUGGUUAGGAAAGUAGGAAAAAAUGUGUUAAUUUUAGAAGAACUAAGGCAAAUGGAAGGAGUAUAUAAAAUAUGUAUAUAACGUGUACAGUGUUGUUGUUUGAAUUAGAAACUUUUUGUCAAAUGGAUAUUGGUAGUAUAGAAUAACAUUACAUUAGCAACGUAACUGGUUCAGCAUUUGGCAUUAGUGGCAUAAAUAAAACGUUCAUGCUGCAGUGAUUCCUAAAAGCCAAGUACCUCACAGUAAUUAUAGAGCACUGUGUUUAAUUGGAACAUGUUGCACACCCCUUUUGCACUGGCUCAUUUUCCAUUGUUUCUUACACUGGUUCUGUCUGUUAUGCUACUUGUCACUGAUGUGUUAUUAAGGGUGUUAGGAGGAGUACAAACUUGCCACUUACAGGCUGAAAAAAUCUACUUAAUCUACAUUUUAGCCUUCCAAGGUAUGUUUUUUUAAUGUAUACGGCAAAAGAAAAAUGCUGGCUACUAUGGUUAGGUGCCCAACCCGGUCUAUAAUUAUAAACAAUGAUAGGUAACUAGCAGUAAUGGAGAUGUUGCAGAAUUAAAACUGCCACAUAGCCUAAGCUAUCAGUGAUCUACGGUAGCUGACCAUGUGUUGUAGUAAAUAGGUUUUGAAGGCAAGUGUCCAGAAUGUGGUCAGUUGUGAUUAUGGCUAUGCCCUAUCAGGCAUGUUUAGUAUAAGCUAAAGUCUAGCCAAAAGGAACCAAGCAUUCUUUAUGUAAGGUCAUCCAGAGCCCAUCCUAUAUGUGUGCUGUAGUAAUUCUUAAUUUUCAGAAAACACAAUGUAAUUGUAUCUUUAAGGGGACCUCUGUCUGCUCCAUAGUAUAGGAUCUAAAUGCCAUGGGACUUCAUAUGUGCCCCCUAAAUAUUAUAGUUCCUUUGGAACCAGUCAGCGCUCCAUAAGUCACAUUCUACACUUUUUGUAGUGCAAUAUUUUUUUCUUGCACACAUAAAAAUAUAUUCCAGUUUUCUUGAGGUAAGUGGGCUUCUUUUGCUGCUCAGUCAGUGAGGCAGAGACUUACGGUGGCCAUACAUGGGCACAGGUUUGAUUAAAGACCAUGUUGGCUUGUUGAUGCGGUCCUUGCUCUGACAGCAGGAAUUCCUGUUGUUGUAAUACGAUUGUUUGGCCCAAUAUCUCCCGCCUUAAUGGGGCAACCUUCCUAAACAACAGGAUCAUAUAGUGUAUGGCCAGCUUUAGGAAGACUUUAGUAACAGACCCCCCUGCUGCUUAGACGUAAAGGGACAGUAUAUUCCAUUAGUUUAAUGAAUAUGGUUUGUUCUGAACAUAUUUUUGUUUGUUGCUUUAAUUAAGAAAUAUCUGUUUUUUGUUAUUUCUUGCAAAAAAACGGAGCAAAAAGUAAAAUGAAAGGUUCUAAGGAGGUGGUUAAAACAAAUUAUCAGUCUGCAGGUAUUCUCUCUGUAUAGAAAGCUGCUCCUUAUCUCAAAGCCUAAGAAAGGCAGAAGCUGGUUGACUGCAGGGGUUUGUUUAUACAGAAGGAUUCUCUGGUGAUUUGUUUUUAACCAACUUGUAAAAACCAGGAAGUUGGAUUUGUAAUCACUUUUUUACUAUUUUAGGUACAGUUUUUGACCUGUUUAGUGCAAGAAAUAAGAGAAACCAUAGAUAUUUCUUAAUUAAAACAAUAGGCAGAAAGUUUGUUCAGCACAAGCCUUAUUUAGUGCCCCAUGUUAAAAAGGGGGUAUACUGUCCCUUUAAUUAACAGUGAUCCUCGGAAAUAGGCACAUGAGGGCAUCUGGCUAUGCAGACAGCAUAAUAUACUAAAUUAGGUGAGCUACACAGCCACACAACGUAUUAAGUAGUAGUGUAGUAAAUACUAAUAGUGUAUGGAGUAUGAAUCCUGAUAUUGAUCGUAUGCUUACACAGGGCAUUUAUUCAAAGCAGUGUUUAACCCAGUGUGCUCACGAGUAUGGGCUCUGUGACCUAACUGUACAAUGUAACCUAAGCCUUGAUAGUAUAUUAGAACAAUUUGCCCCAGAAGCCUUUGUGAAGUAAUGUCAGAGAACAUAUAGGGUUUUUUUAAUUAGAAUUUCUGUAUAGUAACACCCACCCCAAGCCAUUUUCAAAAUAUGUCUGUAAAAUAUCACCCAUGCUGUAGAUACUGUUGUAAUAUUCAUUGUGGUUUUUACUUGAUAUUAAAACAAUGUUUUAUUAAUGCUCAGACUCUGAGAACUGAAGCUUUUUAUUGUUUUCAUUGUGUAUAGACGAAUAUGAUUGAUAAAACAACUGGGUUAAAAUCCCUAUUAAAUGAAAUUAAUACUGUG
Molecule: messenger RNA, 7231 nt
Organism: Xenopus tropicalis (tropical clawed frog)
Lineage: Eukaryota; Metazoa; Chordata; Amphibia; Anura; Pipidae
Gene: rasa3
Product: RAS p21 protein activator 3
Exons: 24
Coding region: 243-2747 (834 amino acids)
Biological process (GO): response to stress; intracellular signal transduction; negative regulation of Ras protein signal transduction
Molecular function (GO): GTPase activator activity
Source: RefSeq, a predicted model, not a curated record